This is a messenger RNA of Aphis gossypii (cotton aphid), 2425 nucleotides long. RefSeq lists its product as uncharacterized. NCBI's taxonomy places the organism in Eukaryota, Metazoa, Arthropoda, Insecta, Hemiptera, Aphididae. The coding region runs from base 343 to 1866 and encodes 507 amino acids. Gene Ontology annotation, molecular function: GTPase activator activity. The record is from RefSeq and is a predicted model, not a curated record. The transcript has 6 exons.
CAGGUUGUGUUGUCGCGCUUGUCGGUGGGAGGUUAGAAAAAAUUGAAAGCCGGCGAAAAGAAACACGCGGACCAGCGCUUCUGUAGAAGUGUAGACAGUAUCACAGUGACUAUAGUGUACGACGUUUGCCUGCCGACGGUGUUUGUUGUGUUGCGCACGCGUUAUCUAAGUAAAAACAUUUUUUUUCGUUCUUUUGAAUUUUGUUCCGUAAUUUAUCUAUUUUUGAAAUAUUCAAACCUUAAAUUCGAGACCCGUGCGUUUUACUGAUUUCUCCAAUGAUGAAAGGCUGAAUAUCGUUGUAUUUGUCUAUAAUACACAGCGAAACCUAUACGACUCUCCGCCAUGGCCUGCAACUUCGGAAGAAAUGAAAUAUUAACAGAUGUGGCUUUAUAUUUGCAAACGGUAUUGGUUGCCGAAUCUCUUUCGGAGCGAGCCGAAAUACAACGCCAACAGCUUUUGGAAAAACUUACCAACAGAGAAAUGUCACCAGCCAGGACUCCGUACAUGGACAUGAACGGGCGUUCAAAAGGCCUGAUAAUGAAGUCGAACAGCUUCGCGUGCUUACACCAGCAAGCGGCGUACGAAGAACUGUGCUCGAAUCAACCGAUCUACAACAACGUGCCGUACGAAGACGACAUACUCAACUACGAACCUUACGUGAUCGGCUGCAACGGAUACGGUCCGCCGUCCAAACACCACCUGAACGCGAAACGGCACAGCGCGCCAAAUAGUGGCGGCGGAGGCAUCGCCGACAACGGUAACCUGUCGACGGGCUCGUUGUGUAAGACGGCCCUGAACGGCAGCAGCAGCCUCAGCAGCCGGUCGAACAGCGACUCGUCCGAGAGCUCCAAGAGUGAGGUGAUCUACGUGUCGGCAAACGCGGUCAAGUAUUCGGCCAGCAAGUACGGGCCGUUGACGAAGCGUGAGAAAAUACUGUUCGUCGACCACACGAAGAAGUACUGGGCCGCGGUGCUGUCGUCCACCAUGUACGUGUACAACGGCGAAAAGGAGUUGAAACCGUGUCUAGUCGUCAAUCUCGAGGGGUACACGGCCAGAGACGCGGCGGGCGGCGGCAACCGGAACAAGGACUGGGUGUUUGAAGUCGUGUGUCCGGGCAAGAAGACUUAUCAGUUUAUAGCUCAAAAUCAAAAUGACUUGCACUCUUGGAUCGAGGCUAUCAACAAUUCGUGCAGCAAGUCGUCCACCCCAGAAAUAGAGCAACUCUCGCCGUCUCCCAUAUGUUUCAAACAGGAGCUUUUGCCUAAUCGCGAACUGCCUGUACCCCCCGCUGCUGCAACCGAUGACACCUCCGCGCAGGAUUACUAUUAUGAUAAACCGAAUCCUAUUAUAAGACCGGUCAAUCUUUACGAGAACGGAACCGAUGACGUGGAUAUGAUUGAGUCGAUUUACCACUUUAUCGAUGAAUCCAAACAAGAAAAGGACACGUUGCCAAAGGUCGAUAAGCAGUUUUGGGAUGGCGACACGUCGUAUUACAAUAUUCCAAACAACAUACCGGUGCCCGUGCCAGUCAAGGAAGAUCGAAAUAACAACGAAUACGACGAUUAUUUCGCUGAAAAGGAAACUAGCUACGAUAUAAUAACGAACGAAGAACGCGAGAUGGCUGUGGCAGACCAGGUUUUGGGCGUACAACAAAUAAUACAAAAAAUUGAAGAAAUAAACAGCAAAAAAACAUCACCAUUAUUACGACGUAAAUCGCAACCAAAAAACAAUGGUCUAAUGAGAAACUCUACACCAAUAUAUACUACCGAUGAGUUUUAUGAGCCCAUGAAAGUGAUGAAAAACAUACAACCCAACAACAACAUAGCUGCAGUUGUCGGUUCACAAUCAUUUCGAAAAUCUCGUUGAAUGCGCUUAAUAUGUUCUCAUUUAGAACGUAUUAUAUUCUUUACUCAAUUCUGUGGAAUUUCGAUCGUGUCAUGGUUAUAAAUAUUGAUUUCCCUUAAAUUAUCUUAAAGGUUCAAAAGCUACGAUGACUGUGGAUUGUAUAAUAUUUAUAUAUGCAUUUAAGAACAUGUAUGGUAACAAUGUGGUUAUAACAAUUGUUACAUUAAAUUAUUAUUUUUUAGUAAGUCGCUCAAGAAACUUUUUAAAAUUCAAACAAUUUUGAUAUUAUCAUAUCUAUACUCUAAAUAGUUUCUCCUAUUCUGACAAGUCUGCUUAUUGGUAGAGAUCCUAUUUAAAUAUUGAAUAUUAUUACAUUGUAUAAACAUUUUUAACACCAAAAAGGGAAAAGCUACUUUUAUGUUUCUAGUCUGUAGGUUGUAAACAAUAAUUACUAUGUUAAUUGAUUUUUUUUUUUUAUUAUUAUAUAAUAGUAUUUAGGUUGAAAUUACAAUUGUGCGAUUUAUAACAUUGAUUUAUAUUAUUAUUAUACUGUAUUCUUUUUUUUUUUUUUGUAUACAAA